Messenger RNA from Molossus molossus (Pallas's mastiff bat), 1988 nucleotides. It is a transcript of the gene SAE1, whose product is annotated as SUMO1 activating enzyme subunit 1. The transcript is spliced from 10 exons. Gene Ontology annotation, biological process: protein sumoylation. The coding region runs from base 113 to 1174 and encodes 353 amino acids. The record is from RefSeq and is a predicted model, not a curated record. NCBI's taxonomy places the organism in Eukaryota, Metazoa, Chordata, Mammalia, Chiroptera, Molossidae. Gene Ontology annotation, molecular function: SUMO activating enzyme activity. Gene Ontology annotation, cellular component: cytoplasm; SUMO activating enzyme complex.
GAAGCUACUGCGCAGGCGCGGUGUCCGGCGCAGGCGCAGGCGCGUCCAGGGCGCGCGGCCGGCGGCGGUUGGCGACAGCAGGACCUGAGCCCAGGCAGUGAGAGCCGGCGCCAUGGUGGAGAAGGAGGAGGCUGGCGGCGGCAUCAGCGAGGAGGAGGCGGCGCAGUAUGACCGGCAAAUCCGUCUCUGGGGAUUGGAGGCCCAGAAACGGUUGCGGGCGUCCCGGGUGCUUCUUGUCGGCAUGAAAGGGCUUGGGGCUGAAAUUGCCAAGAAUCUCAUCCUGGCAGGAGUGAAAGGCCUGACCAUGCUGGAUCACGAACAGGUAUCUCCAGAAGAUCCUGGAGCUCAGUUCCUGAUCCGUACUGGGUCUGUUGGCCGAAACAGGGCUGAAGCCUCUUUGGAGCGAGCCCAGAAUCUCAACCCCAUGGUGGAUGUGAAGGUGGACACUGAGAAUAUAGAAAAGAAACCUGAGUCGUUUUUCACUCAAUUCGACGCUGUAUGUCUGACUUGCUGUUCCAGGGAUGUCAUAGUUAAAGUUGACCACAUCUGUCACAAAAAUAGCAUCAAAUUCUUUACAGGAGAUGUUUUUGGCUACCACGGAUACACAUUUGCCAAUCUUGGAGAGCAUGAAUUUGUAGAGGAGAAAACCAAAGUUGCCAAAGUAAGUCAAGGAGUAGAAGAUGGACCUGAUACCAAGAGAACAAGACUGGAUUCAUCUGAGACAACUAUGGUCAAAAAGAAGGUGGUUUUCUGCUCCGUUAAAGAAGCACUGGAAGUGGACUGGGGCAGCGACAAAGCAAAGGCUGCUCUGAAGCGCACAACUCCGGAUUACUUUCUCCUUCAAGUACUCCUGAAGUUCCGCACGGAUAAGGGAAGAGACCCUAGUUGUGAUACCUUUGGGGAAGAUUGUGAGCUGUUGCUCCAGAUUCGAAACGAUGUGCUUGACUCCCUGGGUGUUAAUCCUGACCUGCUUCCCGAAGACUUUGUCAGGUACUGCUUCUCCGAAAUGGCCCCUGUGUGUGCAGUGGUUGGAGGAAUCUUGGCCCAGGAAAUUGUGAAGGCCCUGUCUCAAAGGGACCCACCUCACAACAACUUCUUCUUUUUUGAUGGCAUCUCCAGGCGAGAGAAAAGUGAAGUCAUUGGACCGAUACAAACCAUUUCCUGCGAACGAUGAGGUUGUACAGAUGUGCUCCUUGCGAGUACCAGCAGCUGCUGCACAGCAAGGGGUGGAGGAACUGGCUGUCUCCAUCCAGCACUGCACAGGACUGCUUGCAGCUCCCCUGAGUGGCAGCCACCUGAAAGCCCCCUCUUAUGCCUCUGUCCUGCUGCCAUCACAGCAUCGCCAGGCCUCUGGGCACCGCUGGAGAUGCCUGCCAGGAACCAGCACGCCUGGUUGCGUAGGAGCCUCUCGCCACCUUCUUGGACUUAUUCCCCGCCUGAUGUCACACAGAGAAGAGCAUGACCUCAGUGGGGAAUAAGGCCCAGGCCCAGUGAAACACUAGUGGAACUGAAGUUCCAAAUGCAGACAGGUGCCCUGAAAGAGGGAAAAACAUGGCAGGCGGGAUGUAUUUCCUCCAAAGUUCGAGAUUCUGAAAAACAACAGGUGGCAUCUGGUGCGCUGUUCCUGAGUUUUAGUUGAGGAUUAGUGAGUUCAGCCUGAGCUGUGGAACAGAGGAAAUGGUACCAGGUCCUCUUGGACAUUAGGGCAAGACCUUCCAAGUUGAAUAUUAGUAGGGAAACUUGUUUUAAAAGGCAGGUGCCAGGGUCUCACUCCCUGGGGAUUCUGAUCUGUUGGGGUCACGUUGGGAGGGAGGAGCCCAUCCUUUCACAGAGCUCCGUCUGUGAUGUGGCGCUGGAGACUUGCAUUGAAGGGUUGCGUCGGUCCUUCAUUUACCCCCCGAAUGGCAGCUGUUUGUGUUUUUUUUUAUAUUUUCUGAUUCUCGUGGUUCUUUAACAAGGAAUGAUAGAAAUAAACGUAUUUGCUUUAG